CAGCAACUCCUCUGCAGGAAAAAUGUCCUUCGGUUUUCAUUGGAACAUUACUGGGGACGCUCUCCUGGCGGACCUGGAGUCCUCCACUGCCCACAUUUCCAAAUUCCCCGCCUUCUUGCCCGACGAGACGCCCUACUCCUUCCCCAGCAAUAGUGGGCGGAGCCUCAGGGAUGACCCCACCCCCCCGCCAGUGCCGCCCCCUCCCUCCGCCGAAGCGCUGAACGGAUGUCUGCUCUGCCCUCCUGACUCUCACUACUCCUCCCAGCAGUCGCUGGGCUCAGUCCAAAAGAGCAGCACAUGGUCUCGGGGAAGUACUAGUCCCCCUCUGUCCCAUUUAGAAGAGGACCACAUCUACAGUUUCCCCAAUAAGCAGAAGAUGUCUGACUCCUCGUCUGCGAUGAUGGCCACUGCUCUGGGCAGUAACUUGUCAGAGCUGGACCGUCUACUCCUAGAGCUCAAUGCAGUUCAAGACACGCCUGGAUUCCCCACUGAUGAUGAGGAGGCGCCCCCCCUGCCUGCGUGUAGCCUCUACUCCUACGGGCAGCAGGAGAACGGGGCAGCUCCUGGUAUCACACUGACCCCUGCUGGACUGGAGUCCCCCCAGCAGAACGGCACCACAGGCAGCAGCAGCCUGGACAAGCUGGAGUGUGUCGUGCCCUCUCCAGUACCCAGCCCUUUCGCGCUCCACAGUGAGUUGACGGACAGCCAGUUUGACUCAUCGCAGCAGGCCCGGAUCUCUGCCACAUCAGCUACUCGCGAGCUGGACGAACUUAUGGCCAGCCUGUCCGACUUUAAGCCCAGCUCUCAGGGCUCAGAGUCGCUGUUUGAUCAGAAAUCCUCUAGUCCUCCAGCUAUCCCAUCAGCCCCUGUGGUAUCCGCCCUCCUCCCCCCAUCCCUCUCUUGUGACUCCCCCCUGCCCUCCUCGGCAGGUGUCUCUCUGGAGCUGCACAUCGUGGAGGAUGGGGUGGAGCUCUCUGUGCCCCCCCAGGCCAGCGCCUCUCUCCCGAAGCCCGGCUCGGAGCUCUCUCUGUCGGCCGCGGCCUCCUCCCUCAGCCCCCCCAGCUCCGGAUCCUGCUCCACCUCCCCCUCCAGCUCCCGCCUGUCUCCGGACACGAUCAUCGACGUGUCGGCCUCCAUGUUCAGCACCCGCACCGACCCACUGGUGGUGCUCACCCAGACGGUGGCCUCCUCGCCCGCCCACACCCCCACGCAUGCCGGCAGUGCCGCCCCCACCCCUCCCAAAACUGGCACCCCUUCCCCCGCCUCCUCCAGCCCCCACCUGAAGCUGGAGCCCUUCAGCUCCCUCUCCACCCUGGCCCCGGCCCCCAUCACCAAGUCCCCUAGCCCCAUCCCCUCCCCGAAAAAGCCCCCCCCCUCCCCCGAGCGAUGGAGUCCCCUGGUCCUCCCUGCAGUCAACGGCCUCUCCCCUUCCCCCAGAAGCCUCACCCCUCCUGUCUCAAAGUCUCCUGCUCCUGCUCCUGCACCUCCUCUCGCAGCUCCUGUUGUUGAAUCUCCUGUCCUCUCCUCCUUCUCUCUCCUUCCAUCUCUCUCUCUCUCCUCGCUGCCCUCCUCUAAGAGCUCCAACCCUCCAGGGGAUCCCCCCGAGGCGGCAGGCCAACCCCAGCCUCACGCAUCCUCGCAGCGGCACGAGGAGGCGCAGCCCUCACUGGACGAGGCCCUGGACAAGCUGCUGUCCAUGAGCUUCUCUACCAAACCUGAGAACGAGGCUCUGAUGUCGGCAAUGCAGGGGUCCAAGCUUAGUGCUGAACCACCACAGGAAGUGUUCGAGGAGCCCAUCAUGCCGAUGGACCGGCGGGACGUGCGACCCGACACCCAGCUGUCGCAGUCGUUGCCAACGGAGUCGGAGCUGGGCGACGGAGGACUGGACUACCAGUCGGACGCACGCAGUGACCUGGACUGGGCGGAGAUGGAGCUGAAGAUGGUGUACGACGGCGCCGACGGCUCCAUGACUCCGCUGACCGAGGCCAGCUGGAUGGACGAGUCGCUCACGCCAACGUCCUCCUGCCCCGGCACGCCCGACGGCCAGUUUGACCUCUACCCCAUGCAGCCUCUCACGCUGGACCGAGUCUCCGCCUCCGGACACCUCAAGUCUGUGAUCAGGCGUACGAAGGAGACGCCCAACGUGCACCCCAUGUACCGAGAGAACCAUCCACGGCGUAAGAUGGGGCCACUCAUCUACCACAAGAGCAACUCACAGGACCGGCUCAUCGAGGAGCUGCAGGGCAAGCUGGGCAUCAGCCGCAAGGAGCGGCCGCGCAAGCAGCCCGACGAAUGGCUCACAGAGGGCGUGAUCGUCAUGAACAACCCCAAGCGUUCGCGAGAGGAGCGCAACGGUCCAGACGUAGACAAGAUUAUCAUUCCUCCUGAUUCUCCGCUCCCUCAGCGGAAGGUUAUCCCUCCCCCCCUCUCGCCCCCCACCCCUCGCCGUGAGGAGCCCAAGAGGCCCCCCCCAGUCAAGCAGGUCCCCCCGCCCCUGCCACCACCACCCCCACCUGCCCCCUCCCCUCCACCUCCGCAGCAGGAACCAGCACCACCCCCGGUGGAACCUCUCGUUAAAAAAGUGGAGCCCCCCUCACCCCCUCCAGUCCAGCGGAGACCCCCGACCCCCCCAAUGCCCCCGACCCCUCCGGCCUCUGUGCCCGUGGAGCCCCCUGCCCCCAAACCUACCUCACGCCCUCCGCCUCCUCCGGUGCAGGCCCCUCCACCCAGAGAGCCCACCCCUCCUCCUCCCGCGCCUGCCCCCAGACAGCUGGUGUCGGUGGGGAGCCAGACGGAGUAUGACCCCCUCUUCCCUCCCAUGCAGGAGUGGAGCUCAAUUAUGGCCCAGGGGAAGGGCUCCCAUCCGCAGGGUAAUAAGCUGGACACCAUGCUGGGCAGCCUGCAGUCGGACCUCAACAAACUCGGGGUGCAGACCGUGGCCAAGGGUACCUGUGGGGCCUGCUGCAAGCCCAUCAUUGGCCAGUUGGUGACAGCCAUGGGUCGCACGUGGCACCCAGAGCACUUUGUGUGCACACACUGUCAGGAGGAGAUCGGUUCCAGAAACUUCUUUGAGCGCGACGGGUUGCCCUACUGUGAGAGAGACUACCACCACCUCUUCUCCCCCCGCUGUAAUUACUGUAACGGACCCAUAUUGGAUAAAGUGGUAACUGCCCUGGACCGGACGUGGCAUCCAGAGCAUUUCUUCUGUGCACACUGUGGAUCUUUCUUUGGGCCUGAAGGCUUCCAUGAGAAGGAUGGAAAGGCGUACUGUCGGAAGGACUACUUUGACCUGUUUGCGCCCAAGUGUGGAGGCUGUGCCCGCGCCAUCCUGGACAACUACAUCUCAGCGCUGAGCUGUCUGUGGCACCCAGAGUGCUUCGUCUGCAGGGAGUGUUUCACGCCCUUCGUCCACGGGAGUUUUUUCGAGCACGACGGGCAGCCAUUCUGUGAGGUGCACUACCACGAUCGGCGCGGCUCGCUGUGCUCAGGCUGCCAGAAGCCCAUCACGGGUCGCUGCAUCAGCGCCAUGGCCAAGAAGUUCCACCCCGAGCACUUCGUCUGCGCCUUCUGCCUCAAGCAGCUCAACAAGGGCACCUUCAAGGAGCAGAACGACAAGCCAUACUGCCAGGGCUGCUUCAUCAAGCUCUUCAGCUAGAGCCCAACACCACUGCAUCGACCUGCGCUAGUGUGUGUGUGUGUGUGUGUGUGUGUGUGUGUGUGUGUGUGUGUGUGUGUGUGUGUGUGUGUGUGUGUGUGUGUGUGUUUGUGUUUGUCUGUGUGUGUGUGACAAAGGGCUUGAAAGCCGGACUGUCUGGACAUGAAUGGUCACCUUAGUUGUGACUGUGAUAAGAAUUGCUGUGUGUGUGUGUGUGUGUGUGUGUGUGUGUGUGUGUGUGUGUGUGUGUGUGUGUGUGUGGGGACAUGUGUCGUGACUGUGAUAAGAAUUGCUGUAGGUAUGUGUGCAUGUUGAUUCAGGAUGUGGUUGUGUGAAGGUAUCUUCAACAAACAACCAAUAGAAAGUUGCGGUGGUGUGGUGGUGUGAGGAGGUGUAUUUGGGUAAUGUUGAUGAUGAUCUGUGGUCUCUGCUCUCUGACUGAAUUUUCUACUGAUUGCCUAGGAAGGUUUUGAUCAUGAGAAGUAUUCAUGGCUGAACACUGUAAAAAUGUUUAUCACUAAUAUGAAAGGUUUGAUGCUCACUGGCUGAGUGUAACUUGUAUGAAAUCUGCUUGUUGAUUUCCCACGUGUGCAGUUUGUGUUCUGCGAAGAAUUGUCCUUUUGGUGAACUUUGCUUGAAGGUUUUGAAAAUCCACAUUAGUAUUUCAAACUGGCCACGAUGUUAACAAAACGUGAUGACCCAACCCUUACACAACCUGUUUGCACAAACACACACACACACACACACACACACACACACACACACACACACAGGUAUUCUCUUCAGGAUGAGUUAUGUGAUCAUGUCCUUCUCCAUGAGCAUAUGUGAGAUUAUAAAGACGAUAGAUUAACAGUAAGGAAGGGCAUGUCUGUUCCUUCACAUUAGAGACACGUGUUCUAGGUUACAGUCUGCAGGCAAAUCAUGGAGACUUUUUCCACUACAUUUUUUGUACUGUUAUAACUUCCUAAUAACCACUCAAAAUAUGAUUACAUCUUCCUCUUGUCUCUUGUAACACUGAUGCCUUUAAACGGCGGGAACUUCAUCAGCUGAUGUUAGUCCUCACACACUAAAAUAUAUAUGCUCAUAUUCUUUCCAUCUCAGAGGUAACACAAUACUGCAAAACUGAAACUGCUGUUUAGCUGAACAUUUUCCAUCACUGAUACGUUUUCUUUUUUGUUUGUUUGUUUAUUGUUUUAGUGUGCAAGUCUUAACCAUGUUGAGUGUUGUUGAAAUCCUCCCAGGAGUAUUUGAGUGACAUGGCUGUUUGCGAAAGCCAUUGUAUGUAACAAAAUAUUAAUCUGCAUUUAUCUUAAAGCAGCACCAAAAAAUUAGAUCCUUGAAAUCCUUGUAUUCUUCCAAAUUGUGCA
Molecule: messenger RNA, 5022 nt
Organism: Alosa alosa (allis shad)
Lineage: Eukaryota; Metazoa; Chordata; Actinopteri; Clupeiformes; Clupeidae
Gene: pxnb
Product: paxillin b
Exons: 14
Coding region: 23-3655 (1210 amino acids)
Source: RefSeq, a predicted model, not a curated record